AUGUCCCCAUGGAGUGGGUCGGAAACGUCCACGUUCCUGACAAGUCUAGCUACUUCUACUGGAACGGACGGCAAGGAAACGGUGGAAACCGUGUAUUACGUUCAUAUUCCGUUGAAAACUCUAGAGUCGUCUGGUAGGGCAAAGACAAGUGAGCAGUUGACUCAUUCUAAAGAUUCAUCGGCUAGUAUAGGAAGUACCCAAAUUGGUAACAUCACUACGCAGUCGUUCUCUUCGUUGGAAGGUUCGAAGGCGAUUAUAUCUGAUAGUGGACUUCAGAUAUCCAGUCAGUCUCAAUCAGCUACGUUAACCGAAUCGAAUUCCGAUAGCUUAGGACUGAACGGCACCGCCACCAGUCAAGGUGGGACUACAGUUUCUCUCGGAUCCACAGUUGUGUACUCCUCUUGGACUGGCACUUUCAUAUCGACAUACUCUACCGAGAACAUGGUAUUUAAAGGUUCGGAUGGCAAGCUUACGGAACAAGCUGUCUACUAUGUCUUGACCCCAACCCCUGCUUCUUUGCCUUCCGGUAGCAGAUCGCCAAGCAGCUCACAUUUCGAAUCCACCGCUACCAGUCAGCUGUCGUUGGAUCAUUCUAUACCUGGUCAAACUCAACCUGACAGUUACUCCUCAAUCGUGCUGUCUUCCUCCAGGUCGACAGCAACUCCCUUGUCCUCUAAAAUUUCGACUCUAAGUGAAGUACCAUCUGGUGGUAAUUUUACCGAGGAAUCGUCGAGGAGUGUAAUCUCCAGUGAGCACCUCGGUUCCUCCGAGGCUACCUCACCUAUUAUAAUCGUGGCAAGUGCAUGGACUGGCACAGUAACCACGACGUAUUCAACACUAACAACUUCCACAAGGGGGGCAGAUGGUAAGAUUACGGAAGAAGCUAUAUUUUACAUUUUGACUCCAAUCGUACCUUCUUCGCUUUCUUUAAGCGGGUCUUUCGAAACUUCUUCGGAAAGUGAUACGUUGACAGCUAGCCUCAACACACCUUCUUCUAGUCAAUCCCUAUCCCGAAGCAUUGAUUCAAGCGAACAGUUGUCAGAGGCUUCCUGUAACUCAAACUGUCUAUUGUCCUCCCAAAGCCUAUUAUCGACAGCGACAAUCGCACUUUCCGAGCCCACAGCAAGUACACAAGAUUGGUAUAAUACAGAUAUAUCCAUGUCAACUCCGCCAAGUACCCUCUCCGUAACCAAUGGCGGGUCAAUCGCAGGGAAUGCCACCCAAAGCGUACCUUCCGAGUCUGUUUCCUCAUCAUCUGAGGACACUGUACUUGCCCCUGCAAUAACCGCGGGAACUCUAGGAUGGACCGGCUCUGUCACAAUCACAUCCACCUCCUCAAGUUUGUUUACAGGAUCUGAUGGCAAAUAUACAGAGCAGAAUGAAUACUACAUCCUUACGCCCCUUUUAGGAUCUAAAUCUGCUAAUAUACUAACUACUGGCUCUGCGUUUUCGAGUUUGAGUUUCGAGACUGACAAGAGUCUUUCCACUGCGGCAUCUAUCAGUAAUACCCUCUCUAGUGGAAGAAAUGCCCAAACGUACUCCACGUACAUUUACAAGCCCAGUAGCUUGCCUUCUAGUGGCAGCUUUGUCUACUAUAGCAAUUCCUCAUCAAGUCUCCCCAUCAGUGCUACAAAUUCACGGCCAGUCAGGUCGGGUGACAGCAUAUUCUCUUCUCAAAAUUUAGCCACCGAGUCUUCUGAAUCCAUGUACAGUCUACCCUCAGGUUACAGUACCCUACCUGGUAGCAGCUCGUCUUCCAUUUUUUUGGCAGGUAUUACGAGUACUUCUAAGUCAACGGGUAUGAAAAGUAAUGUCCCAAUUACUUCGAUCUCUUCCAGCUAUUAUAAUACAGCUGGUGGAUUAUCAAAGUCUGAUAACAAUUACAAACCAAGCUCUUCCUCAAGUAGCGGGUUUCAAAGCAGGGAUACUGGUUCGAUCGGAGAAUAUGCUUCAAGCGUGUUGCCCGUGAGCGCCAAGUAUUCUUCGACGUCAGGCUUCUCAUCUACAAGCAUCGAAAAAAGCUUUGUGUCAGAUAUUACCUCUAUACUAACCCAAAACAGCAAAACCGGUACCCUAGGGCCUUCAAUUACAUCGUUUUACUCUAGCUUUUAUGGAAGUACGGCUGCUUUUCAUAGUGUCAGCGACGCAGUAUCCAGCGUUUAUGCCAGCAGCGGAACUUUUACGACUUGGUCAAAAAUCUUUUACAGUGAAGAAGCGACACCUUCUAGUGGGCCCAACGUGAUGCAUACAACCUCAGUCUCAUAUACACGAUCGCCUUCUGCCAAAAACAGUGCAGAUAAUAUCGUGACAAAAUCUGACGCGAAACGUGGAACGAAAGAACGCAGCGGAACAUUAACUUCCGCUCCAGUAUCUACUGCUUCCUCGGUCGGCCCCAACGGUAGGACAACAGACACCGAUGCCUCUCUUCUUUUGACUUCAACUAAAUCCUCAUCAGGUAAACCCUCAUCCUAUGAUCACUCAACAGAUGGUCAAGGGUCCAGUUUGGCCCAAGUUGACGUUAGUAUUUCCAGCAAGAGUACUGUGAUAUCUACAUUAACAGUUGCAGCAACUAAGCAAGAGAAGCCUUCAGCUUCUCGAAACGAUCAACAGGGGCUCAAAAAUACGGAAACGACCACUUCGGCCGGCAUGCCCAUGCAGCGGACGGAAGAUAGUGCGCAUACUGCGCAAAUUUCGUCUUCAAUUUCCAAUACAGAAAAUGCUCAAGACUCUGCAACUUUCAAAACCUCCAGUGUUUCAAGACAAAGUUCAGGAAUUAGUACUGCGUCUGCUACAACGAUCCUCGGGCCAACUGACACUCGAAUCCACAAUGAAGUCACUGGUUUAAGUAACUCCCCUGUGUCUAGCACAGGUCUUGUCAAUGAAGUUGAUUCAAAUGCUUCACCUAACAAGAAUGACGCCGGUGCCCAAUCCAGCAUAUUCACACCAAACAAUGUCAGUGGCCCACAAGCCACCGAUUCACUGGAAUCAUCAGGCAAAUUUACAGGUAGCUUGGUUAGCUAUUUCUCCCAAGCUGCUGAACCCUCAAUUUUAACUUAUGAAGGUCGCGCUAAUAAAUUAAACUUUGGUUUGAUUUUCGCUCUUCCAUGGGCUCUUCUGUAA
This is a messenger RNA of Lachancea dasiensis, 3120 nucleotides long. Lineage: Eukaryota; Fungi; Ascomycota; Saccharomycetes; Saccharomycetales; Saccharomycetaceae. The record is from the annotation of a GenBank genome assembly.